Messenger RNA from Eurypyga helias (sunbittern), 3047 nucleotides. It is a transcript of the gene CDHR2, whose product is annotated as cadherin-related family member 2. Lineage: Eukaryota; Metazoa; Chordata; Aves; Eurypygiformes; Eurypygidae. The annotation marks the transcript as partial. The record is from RefSeq and is a predicted model, not a curated record. Gene Ontology annotation, molecular function: calcium ion binding. The transcript has 23 exons. Gene Ontology annotation, cellular component: plasma membrane. Gene Ontology annotation, biological process: homophilic cell-cell adhesion.
AUGGUCUGGAGGUGGGGGGAUGAGCAUGAGGAAGUUUCAGGCAACACAGCCCCCUUCUUCAACAUGACCUUCGUCUACGUGCCUGAGGACCUGGAGCUGGGCCAGCAGGCUUUCCAGCUGACGGCUACUGACAUAGACGGGGACCCGCUCACCUACACCAUCAGUGGGCCAGAAGCCUUCUACUUCUCUGUCGAUGGCCACACUGGCAUCGUGACACUGAGGAACUCCCUGGACCGUGAGCUCCUGGCCAGGCUCACCAUCAUCGUCGGGGUGUCCGAUGGGACGAACGAAGCGAACACGGAACUCAACAGCAUCAUCUACAACGUGUUUGCCAAUGACAGCGACACUGGGAACGCCUCCAAAGUCAGCUACAGCAUCGAGGAGGUGAUCCCAGACAGCACGAGGAAUCUCUGGCUAUUCUACAUCCUGCCCAACGGGAGCGUGGUGCUCAAUGGCUCGCUGGACUAUGCCAAGAACACCUUCUAUCAGCUCAAGAUCAUCGCCAAGGAUGGCGGGGGGAUGCUGCACAACACGUUGACCUUCCAGCAGAGCUCGACCUACCUGUCCCUGACCAUCCGUGACCUGCCCAACCUGGACCCACGGUUCCUCAACGAGCCUUACUCCAGCUCCGUGCCUGAGAACUGUGCCCUGGGCACCACCGUGCUGACUGUCACCGCCAUGGACAGAGACACAGGGGUGAAUGACGAAAUCUCCUACAGCAUCAGCAAUGCCAGCGUCCCCUUUGCUAUCAAUGCCACGACGGGCACCAUCACCGUGAGCGGGCCCCUGGACCGUGAGCAGCUGCCGAGCGAGGAAGUGUGGCUGGAAGUCACAGCGUGUGAGAAGAACCUGGACAUCCAUGGCAAGGUGGCACAGGCCAGCACACUGGUGACAGUCAUGGUGACCGAUGUCAAUGACAACAAGCCCCAGUUCUACCACUGCUCCCUUCCCAGCUGCAACUUCUCCACCAGUGCCCAGAACACCUUCAGGGGCACCAUCAUCGAGCACUCCUCCUCCAGACUGCCCGUGUACAACCUCAGCAUCGUUGCCCACGACCCGGACAAGGGCAUCAACAGCAACUAUGAGCUGUACCUGCAGGGUGCGAAUGCCAGUGCCUUCACCGUCUCUCCCUCAAAAAUCGUGGGCACGGGGGAGGUCCAGCUCCUGGUGCAAGACCCAUCUGCUGUGGACUAUGAGAUAAGCCAUGUCAUGGUGGUGCAGAUCAUUGCUAAUGACAUGGGGAACCCCACCGACUGCUGCUCCACAGCCACCGUGACCAUCGAUCUCAUUGACAGCAAUGACCACAUCCCCGAGUUCCCCCAGAGCACCUACAACCUGAGCGUGAUGGAGAACAGCCCCGCUGGCACCCUCAUCUCCCCAGACAUCACGGCCUAUGAUCCGGACAGCGGUGUUCUGGGCCAGAUCACAUACCAGCUGCUCCCGGAGAGCAUCCGUAAAAUCUUCACGGUGAAUGCCACAACCGGGGCAGUGCUGGUGCAGAACGGGAGCUUGCUGGAUCGGGAAACUCGCUCCAUCUACUACGCCAACCUCCAGGCCAAGGAUGGGGGCAACCUGGUGGGCACUACCGUGCUGGAGAUCACCGUGCUGGAUGACAACGACAUGGCGCCCAUCAUCACCGGCUCCUACUUCAUCUCGGUGGAAGAGGGGCAGAAUGUCAGAACACAGAUCCAGGUAUGCACCCCCAGAGCCACGGGCGAGAUGCACAGCAAAGAGCCGCUGGACCGCGAGGCCUUGGAAGACGAGCGGGGGCAGAUGGUGGUGACAGUGGAAGUGUACGACCACGGCGUGCCACAGCUCAGCACCACGGUGAACGUCACCAUCACCGUGGGGGAUGUGAACGACAACGCACCCAUGUUCCUCAACCACUCCUAUAAGUUCUCAGUCUUGGAAGACUCUCCAGGGCUCUUCGUAGGUGACGUGGAGGCCACAGAUGCUGACCGGACAGAGAUCAAUUCCCGCAUUUCCUUCCUGCUUCAGCGGACCAGUGGCUCCAGCAACUUCUUGAUCCGCUCAUUCCACCUGGGGCCAGGGUACUAUGAGGGUCAGCUGUCCAUGGACCCUGACAUGUCCCUGGACUAUGACACCCUGCAGGAGAAGUUCUUCUCCUUGGUGGUGCUGGCAGAGAACACAGCUGCGGACAACGUGGGGGACACUGCCAAUGUCUCGGUGGUGGUCCAUAUCCUAGACGUCAACGAUGAACCCCCCACCAUCCCGCUAGACUCACUGCAGGAUGUGGAUGUGAGGGAGAACAUUACACAGCACAGUCUGGUCCACACGCUGGUCGCCUCCGACCCUGACACCAACCACUCACUGGUCUUUGAGGAGCUGGCAGUUGCCUGCUUCAAGGGGGCGAGCAGCGCCAGGGAGGUGUGCUGGGACUGGUUCUUGCUGACACCCAACGGCUCGGUGCUGGUGAACAGCUCGGACAUCGACUACGAGCUGUGCGACACGGUGGUGCUCACACUGCGGGUGGAAGACCUGUACACUGAGAAGGGCAACCGCUACAGCCAGAACGAAACCCUGAGGAUCCUCAUCAGCGAUGUGAACGACAACACACCAGUCUUCCAGCCCAUCCUGGACACCUUUGUGGUUGUCCCCGAAAUCUCUCCUGUGGACCUGCAAGUGGCUACUGUGAGGGCCAAGGACGCUGACUCAGGGCCGAGGGGGGCCAUCACCUUCUCCGUCGUCAGCGUGGUGCUCGUGGAGGACAACGGGGCCAGCCGGCCCUUUGAGAAACUCUUCAAGGUGGUGACAACAGAGGAGCAGGACAGCUACCUCGGGAGCAUCCAUGGGAUCAUUGAUGUCCCCAGGGUGGCCAGCAACCUGGAUGGCUCGCUGAAGGGGCAGUACCAAGUGACGGUGGAGGCUCAGGACGGCGAGGCACCAGUGCAUUCGGCGCAGACCGUGCUGAAUAUCUUUGCUGUGGAUCAGAGCUACCGCGUUCGCCUCCAGGCACUGACCACCGUGACCAAGGCAGGGGUCUACGUGGUGGCCAUCCGGAGCAUAGAGGCCACCCGCGCCUCACA